Messenger RNA from Candidozyma duobushaemuli, 435 nucleotides. It is a transcript of the gene DQD1, whose product is annotated as Dqd1p. NCBI's taxonomy places the organism in Eukaryota, Fungi, Ascomycota, Pichiomycetes, Serinales, Metschnikowiaceae. Gene Ontology annotation, molecular function: 3-dehydroquinate dehydratase activity. The coding region runs from base 1 to 435 and encodes 144 amino acids. Gene Ontology annotation, biological process: quinate catabolic process. The record is from RefSeq and is a predicted model, not a curated record. The transcript has a single exon.
AUGGCUAAGAAGAUCCUACUUAUCAAUGGCCCAAACUUGAACUUGCUUGGCUCCAGAGAGCCAGAAAAGUACGGCACAACUACAUUGAAAGACAUUGAGAACACAGCCAAGGAUCAGGCCAGUCAACGCGGCGCAGAGGUACUUGCUUAUCAAAGCAAUACCGAGGGCCACAUUGUCGACCGCAUUCACCAAGCCGCCAAAGAAGGCGUUGACUUUGUCGUUAUCAAUGCUGGAGCUUAUACCCAUACUUCUGUUGCUAUAAGAGACGCAUUGCUAGGCAUUGCCGUUCCUUUCAUUGAGGUUCACAUAACUAACGUGCAUCGCCGAGAGCCUUUCAGACACCACCUGUACCUUUCUGAUGUAUCUGUCGCCGUCAUCGCCGGCUUGGGUGCUUAUGGAUACACUGCUGCUAUCCAGUAUGCCCUCGAUAACUAG